UUUCAAAUUUCAGUUUAGUGUGUUUUGUGAAACAGGUAACAUGGCCGAGAAACUAGAUGCUAUCAUUUUUGGUGCCACCGGAUUUACCGGUAAAAUUGUCGUUGGAGAUGCAUUAGAAAUAUUGAAAAAUUUCAAAUGGGGUAUAGCGGGCAGAAAUGAGGGUAAAUUGCAGCAAGUCUUAAAAGAAGUGGGCGAGAAGGUUGGAAAAGAUUUGUCACACAUACCCAUCAUUGUGGCUGAUGUCAGCGAUGAGACCUCUAUAGAUAAUAUGGCUAAAAAGUGCAAGAUUGUUUUAAAUUGCUGCGGACCCUAUCGGUUUUAUGGCGAAACUGUCGUGAAUGCUUGUGUAGCAAACGGUACCCAUCAUAUCGAUAUCAGCGGUGAACCUCAAUAUAUCGAUAAAAUGCAACUGAAAUACAAUGAUUUGGCUGAGGAAAAAGGUGUAUAUGUAGUAUCAUCAUGUGCUUUUGAAAGUAUACCAACUGAAAUGGGUGUGGUGUUUGCUGAGAAGAACUUCCCGGGCACUUUAAAUUCUGUGGAACUAUUUUGGGAAACUAAUGUUAACUACCAAGAUCCAUCAUCGAAGGCUAUAUUGAAUAGCGGCACUUGGGAUAGCGCAGUCUAUGCCAUGCAACAUGUAUGUGAAAUGUUGCGAUUACAAUUCAAAUUGAAUAGGCAGAGAAUGCCAUCGCAGCGACCAAAAUUGGGAAUGAAACUAUUACCCCACAAAAGUGAGGGUUUGGAUACUUAUUUCAUGCCAUUCCCCAACACAGAUCGUGCAUCUGUUCUGAGAUCUCAACGUUUGUCUUAUGUCUUGGAGAAAAAGAGACCCAUACAAUUUGAAAUUUACAAAGGAUUUAAAUCUUAUUGGACCGCUUUUACGUUGCCAUUUUAUUUAUUCUUCUUAAUGGUAAUGGCUCAAUUCAGUUGUACACGCAAUCUAUUACUUAAACAUCCCAAAUAUUUCACAAACGGUCUGAUGUCUGCCGAAGGACCAGUACCAGCAAAUAGAAAAUCAUUAGAAUUUUCCAUGACCUUUAAAGGCAAAGGAUGGACCAAGGACUGUCCAGAGUCGGUACCACCUAACAAAGAGGUGGUAGUUAGAAUUAGUGGAAAUGAUCCCUGUUAUGGUUUCACCAGUGGUGCUCUCUUGACCUGUGCUAAAGUCAUACUGCAAGAGCAUAAAAAUAUGCCAGGAAGUGGCGGCGUUAUUCCACCAGGCUUUGCUUUUGCCAAAACCCAGUUGAUUGAAGAGUUGAUUCGUAACAUUUCUGGUUUGAAAUUUGAAGUUGUAAAAACAUGAAUCUAUUUAAUAGUAUAAAUAAAC
Calliphora vicina (urban bluebottle blowfly) is the source of this 1327-nucleotide messenger RNA. RefSeq names its product saccharopine dehydrogenase-like oxidoreductase. Gene Ontology annotation, cellular component: plasma membrane; mitochondrion; lipid droplet. The transcript is spliced from 8 exons. The record is from RefSeq and is a predicted model, not a curated record. Gene Ontology annotation, biological process: glycolipid biosynthetic process. The coding region runs from base 41 to 1303 and encodes 420 amino acids. Lineage: Eukaryota; Metazoa; Arthropoda; Insecta; Diptera; Calliphoridae.